AUGGAAAAGAAGGGACCCUUAGUCCCCUGGCGCUUGGGUACCAUGAAAAGGGAUGUGCAGCUGCGGGUGUCCCCGACGGAGCUGAAGUUUUGUGAUGCGAUAGUGGGGAGGGUGUACCGCCUUCCGCUUACAGUACACAACAUAAGUCGCUGGAACGUGAGGAUCCAAUUUCAGGAACCUUUAAAACCACAGUUCAGACUGGUUUUGAAGAAUUUUGAAAAAGAACUUGCUUCUGGACUUUAUAUGACAUUUAUGGUGGAAUAUCAUCCUGAUACCACUGAAGACGUUUUUGACCAACUAAUUAUUUCAGCAGGAGAUAAAACAGUUGAAGUUCCUCUAAUGGGGCUGAUUCCAUGUUGUCAAUUGGAAGUUGACUCAGAAGUUGAUUUUGGCACACUGGUUGCCAAUAGUAAAGUACAUUGCGAAGAGAUUACUAUUAGGAACUAUGGCAUAUGUCCAGGUGCAUUUUUCACAGAAUAUACUGGUAGCUUGCCCAUAUUCCUUUUUCCAUCUAGUGGUGUUGUGCAAGCUAAUUCAUCAUUAAUUAUCAAAGUAGAUUUCUGUGCAGAUCAGCCUCAACUUUUAAAUGAGGUGGUAAGAGUGUGCAUGCAAGGUCGUACAGAAGCAACUUUGAAUAUCAGAGCUUUAGUGGUUGAGCAGAUUAUUGAACUGUUAAACAUCAGUUGUGACAGACAGUUGGAUUGUAUACGUUUUGGUUCUGUUUUCUUCGGUACAUCACGAAUUGAACGUGCACUUUUAUACAACAAUAGUCCCGAACCCAUAAACUGGGUAGCUAUAUUGCAAGAAAAUGCAGUUGGAGAAGAACUGGGUACAAACAUUCGACAAAGAACAGAUGUUGCUUUAAACAAUCUCACCUACAUAAGUAUAGCGAAAAACAUAGAUAGUACUUCUUUUAUCUCCUGUGUUCCAAAUGAUGGCGUUUUACAUGCUUAUGAAAAGACCGAACUUGCAUUUUGUUUUAGCCCAAAACUCAUUAAGAAUAGCAAAAAUGAUGCUGACCCCUCACACCGGCAAGACUAUGCUGUCUUUUUGAGAUUUGAGUCUGUAGGAAGUAGAAGUGGAGAUUUGAACGGUGAUGACAAUGAAAUGCACACAAAUAAUCAAUAUCAGAAAGGUUUGGAAGUAGCAUUGACAGGCUCAGGACUUCCUGUCUCAUUACAUAUUGAACCAGAAAAAGUUCUUAAUUUUUCACCUUGUGUCAUGGGUGAAUGUUCAGAGAAGCUAUGCAUCAUACAAAAUCAAUGCACAUUACUCCCUGUGGUAUAUCAAUUCCAAAGAACGGCACAUUUUAAAUUUUUUCCUGAAAGGGGCAAGAUUGAUGAAGGAUGUACGCAGAGUAUAACAUGUUCAUUUACUCCACAUCAAGUUGGAAGCUUUCAAGUGAAGCAAACCAUAGAGAUUAUUGGCCUAGUGGCAGACAAAAAUUUCCAAACUUUGUCAAUGAAACCUUUUCAUUAUAUACAAUUAGAUUUCCAUAGCGUCUGCAAGCCUUGCAUCAAGAGAGUUGUGAUGAAAAUUAAUCCUGGUCUUUCUCCACGAGUCACUAAUCCAACAGGACAGUUUGUGGCUGAGGAUAAGGCAAAAUGCAAAGUACCUGUAGCAAUGCUUCAGUCAGCUAAGACCCAAAUUCACAACCAUAAAGCACGAAAAGAGACAAUGAUAGAUGCACUGAUAGCCUUUCCCAAUGAUAGAGCUGGAAGUAUCAGGCCUGGAGAACAGUUCACAAAUUUCAGAACGAUUUUUACAAAGGUUCCUAGGUACAACUAUGUGGAUCCUGAGUAUGCAUAUAAUAAAAUUGAAGAAUUACGGAAAAAAAUCGAUGAAAAUUACUAUGAACAAUAUCUAAAAGAGAUGAGAUGUAUACGCCUGCGGAAACAAAUAGUAAGUGAACCAAUGUAUUCACAAGAUGAUCCGAAUAUGGGAUUACAACCUGGCUCAGGUCUCAAGUCGCCAGUACUUUUACAGGCAGACAUAGAAGAAGAUACAACUUCAGCUGAGUUAAACAACAAUAAAUUGUUGCGUACCAGGAAUGUAGCACUCAAAGAAGCUGAAUCUCUCAGACAGAUUUUCGAUGGACUUAAAUCAACACCAUCUACACCCCAAGAAAUCCAAGAUUGUAAAUUAACUUUAACACCAAAGCAAAUUCACCAAGUACUUGUUGGGCCUUCUGUCCUUAAUUUUGGUGAUGUUUGUAUUCACUCCACAAAUCCUUAUCCGCUGCAUGUUAUUAAUAUGCUGCCUAUGCACAUUUUGAUGCAGUUAAAUAUUAACUUAGAAGAACUUCAAAAGACCAAACAGCUUGCAUAUGUGAUUCCUCCUACAAGCAGUACUGACAUCUCAAUAAUAUUCAAGUCAUCCAUCCUUGGAAAAUUUUGCAAGUCUUUUACCUUUACAGUGAACAAGAUACCUGGUGGACACAUCUUAAUGAUGGCAGUUGUCCAGCCAGUAAAGCUUGAAUUGUCUUCUAAAGAACUAGUACUGAAACAACAUGGCUUCUCUGUGAAAGAAUCCUUUAAAGGGACAGUUAGAAUACAUAAUCCCCAGAACUAUUUAGCUGAAUUUAAAUGGCAGCCAGUGAACAAAGAAAAAAAAGUGCCAUUUAUCAUUUGUCCUUCUAAAGGCACUAUUGACCCAUUCUCAUCAUUGGAAUGUGAAGUAGCAUGGCAGCCAAGUUUUAGUUCUCCAGAAAGGGGAGAAUUAGUUCUUCAGGUCUGCGAUGGGGAUGAUGUCACACUAAAAUGUGUUGCACAGGUAUUUAUGUCUUUUAAAUAUGAUUUCUAUUUUUAGAGCUAUAAAUUGGUUGGUCACACCAAGGUUGUUCUUCUGGACUCCUACAUAUUCUUCACUAAUAGUCCUCAAGGUUUAACAAGUUGGAAGAAAACUGUUCUUCACAAUGUGGGACAAAACCAUGCUUUUUUCAAGGUUUGUGACCAGAAUCUUUUACCUACCAUUAAAAUCAUUCCAUCAGAAGGAAUAAUUCCAUUUGGGCAGUUUACUGUCCUCAAUGUUUCAUGCACUCCCACGGUAGCAGAAAAAUUUGAUACAAGAGCAAAGAUUGCUAUUCGCCGUGCACAUGUCAUAGACCUUAGGAUUGGUGGGUCUGUUGAGAUCGCUGAUGUCGAAAUCAGUCCGAAUGUAUUUAAUUUCUAUGGCGCUUAUGUCGGCAGUACCCAGAUUAUCCCAUUUCUAAUUAAAAAUAAAGGCAUAACCCGGGCCAGAGUAGAGUUUAAUCUGCAAAAAUUUGAAGAUUUCACCAUGGAGUUGAAAAACAAAUCUGCAGAAGUUGAAGACUCUGGAGUUCCCGACAUAUAUUCUUGGGAGCUAGAGCAAAAGACAACUUUGGAAUGUGGUCUAGCUUUUUCUCCUAAAGAAGUGACAACAUAUGAGUUCACCUUUCACGUUCGAGUUAAUUUCAUGGAUGCUUCAGAAAAUUACAUUAAAGUACACUCAUCAAGUUCUCAAUCAAUUUCAAAGACAGAACCACUUAUCUCACCGUGCUAUGUUCACGCAACUGAGUGUCACAGAAAAUAUUCGGUGGCUAUUCCUAUACGUUUAAAUGAUAACCCAGUUUGUUACCGAAUAUUCAAUAUUACUGGAGAAGUAAAAUCACCUAAGUUACUGUUUGAUCCACCAUUUGUAUUUUUUACACCUGUACCUCUGGGCAUAACAACUGUGGUGGAUAUCAACAUUUUACCUCAAAACUAUUUCAGGUUUUGUGAACCUCAGUUUAUUUAUCUGCAAAAUGAGGAGAUUGGUGCUGAAUGUAAUUCAGGGUCUCCUCUAAAUAUGAGAGGAGCCUUGGUGGCACAGUGGUUAAAUCACCCAGCCUUUAAAGGAAAGGAAAUUAAUGAUGAUGGUGUCCAUUGA
This is a messenger RNA of Chrysochloris asiatica (Cape golden mole), 3888 nucleotides long. Its product is annotated as chromosome unknown open reading frame, human CXorf22. The record is from RefSeq and is a predicted model, not a curated record. The transcript has 25 exons. NCBI's taxonomy places the organism in Eukaryota, Metazoa, Chordata, Mammalia, Afrosoricida, Chrysochloridae.